Messenger RNA from Zerene cesonia (dogface butterfly), 1717 nucleotides. RefSeq names its product cytochrome c oxidase assembly protein COX15 homolog. Lineage: Eukaryota; Metazoa; Arthropoda; Insecta; Lepidoptera; Pieridae. Gene Ontology annotation, molecular function: oxidoreductase activity, acting on NAD(P)H, heme protein as acceptor. The coding region runs from base 201 to 1475 and encodes 424 amino acids. Gene Ontology annotation, biological process: heme A biosynthetic process. Gene Ontology annotation, cellular component: mitochondrial inner membrane. The transcript is spliced from 8 exons. The record is from RefSeq and is a predicted model, not a curated record.
GUUAGUAUCAUGGUUGACAGAUGACAGUACGUAGUUGGUACCGAUCUCAAGUAGGUUGAUAAGUUCACGUUUAAUUUUCAGGAAUUAAAUUAUUUUCUGGUAAAUAAAGUAUUUCUUAUUGACCUAAGAGAAAGUGAAGUGAUAAAAAUACAAGUAUUUAAUUUAAUUAAUUAAAAUCGGAUUAUUUAUGCUUUAGUAAAAUGUUGAGUUUAGCACAGGUGUGCCGAUGUUCUAAUUAUUUGAGGACUCCAACUCGUGUCCUGUUAUCUAGUACAAAAGGGCAUGGGACAUUACCCUCGAGACAAUUGUUAACACCAGCACAAUGGAAUCACACGAAUAAAGGGCUUAGAAUAAGUGAAAUAAUCAAAAGGAAUGGGAUUGUUGCAAGGUUUUGUGCAUCAUCGUCCAAACCGAAAUCAACAAAAAUAGUUGGUUACUGGCUUCUUGGUUGCAGUGGUAUGGUUUUCACAGCAGUUGUGCUAGGUGGAGUGACAAGGCUAACAGAAUCUGGGCUAUCCAUGGUCACAUGGAAACUUCUUGGUGAAAAGCUGCCGAGGACUGAAGAGGAAUGGCAGCAGGAGUUUGAGAUAUACAAACAGUUUCCCGAAUACAAAUACAAGAACAUGAAUAUAACGCUAAGCGAGUUCAAGUGGAUCUGGUGGAUGGAGUUCGCGCACCGCAGCUGGGGCCGCGCCAUCGGGGCCGCCAUGUUCCUGCCGGCCGCCUUCUUCUGGGCCAGAGGCUAUCUGGACAAGGCCAUGAAGAUUAGGGUCGCCGCCUACUGUGCGCUCGUUGGGGCCCAGGGUCUAAUGGGCUGGUACAUGGUCAAAUCGGGCCUCGAGGACCGCUUCCAAGGGCCCAGCGAUGUUCCCCGGGUGUCCCAAUACCGUCUGGCCUCCCACCUUGGUCUAGCGUUCCUAUUGUACACGGGGCUCCUGUCCGGGGCCCUGAGGAUAUUGAGGCCAGUACCUGCUGGGGCCCUGUUUAGGAAAGUGAAGGAACUCAACGUUCUGACCGCCAUUGCGCACACCGUUAAGGCAAUGGUGUUUGUGACAGCGCUAUCGGGCGCGUUCGUGGCUGGGCUGGACGCGGGGCUAGUGUACAACUCGUUCCCCAAAAUGGGCGACCACUGGGUCCCGGACGACAUCCUGGCGCAGCGGCCCGCGGCGCGCAACUUCACGGAGAACCCGAGCACGGUGCAGUUCGACCACCGCGUGCUCGGCACGGCCACGCUGCUCGCCGCCAGCGCGCUGUGGGCCGCCGCGCGCGCGCGCCCGCUGCCGCCCGUCGCGCGCCGCGUGGCCCACGCCGUCACCGCUGUGGCCUGGCUCCAGGUAACACUAGGCGUCCUAACACUCCUAUACUAUGUACCGACUCCGUUGGCCGCCACUCACCAGUCCGGGUCACUGACCCUACUCACGCUGGCCGUUUGGCUCACACAUGAAAUCAAAUUACUAAAAUACUUACCCAAAUAAAAAAAUUAUAGAUUUAAGUUAUUGUCUUUGAUUUUUUAAUUGAGUAACGUGUGAUUAUAUAGUGUGCAUGUGCCCUUAUGGGUUCAUGUUCUUUAAAAUCAGUCAAUUUCGAAAUAUUAAAUCUUAUCAUAGAUAUCGAAUAGAGUCUACAAAUUUGAUUUAAUUUAACUUAUUUAUCUGAAUUAUAAUUUUAAAAAUCUUAAAUGAAAUGUCAGCUGUCAUGUAACUGCCAUUGUAUUACU